AUGCCCCCACUCAAACAAAACACGUUCUUGGUCUUGCCCAACGCCCCGCCAAAUCCAUUUACCCAUGGAGCGCCACCAGUGGUUGAGAGCCUGCCAGGGCAGCCUAUCAUGACCUCUAAACAGGCUCGAAAGAGUUACAAUGAGAGAACAAGAGGUCAGAAGCGCUCAAAGGCAGAACAGCGUGAAUGGGAGCGCGCCGAGCAGGAGCGCAUCCGUAAGGAAUUGGAAAAGGAGCAAAAUGCCACCAAGGCCCGCGCCGCCAGGGAGAGGAAAAAGGCCAAGGAUCAGGCAGUCCUAGAACAGAAGAAGAAGCAGGGUCUUCCGCUAGUAAGCGUACGCCCCAGCCAGGACACCAUUGCGAGGUUCGUCCGGAAGGGCAAUAAGCGUGAGAGAGAGCCAGAGCAGGCGAUGCCAGAGUCGAGACAAGAUGGUGAGGAAGAAGUCCAUGAGGCGGGUAAUGAUUCCAAAUCUCCUAGCGGAACUCAUAAGCGACCACGUCUGAGUAUCAUUGAAGAACUGGAUGUUGAGGAGGGUCAUGCCGAUCCCUCAUCAAUCAGCCCAAGUAUUGAAAGGAUACUACAUUCAGCGUCUAAAGCUCCGGAAUUUGAUUCCAAUUCAGAGCGAUUACUAAACUGCCAGGAGGCUGCUCAACUCAUCAUUGCAGGGCCUGCAACUAUUUCAGUGCCAUCUCCACAACAUACAUCACAAGCCGCAGAGAUCUUGAAGGAACCUACUCGGGCGAGCGAAUCAGUGGUCGAUACUAUUCUGCUCCCCGAUACUGGUAUUAAACCUACUAUGAAGGCUUCGCCGAACAAGGAUCGGAUUGUGUCUCAAGACAAAUCGACUUUGCCGAAUAGAGCACACAUAGCAGGUAUCGACAGGACACCUCAGAAUAAAGCAUCAUUGCUUGUUCCGAUGGAUGAAACUGUCGAGCAUUCAUCUCACCCAGUAAAACCAGCUGCCGCUGCUCUAUCAAUCAAUAAAACGACAUGCGUACCGCCCACGCCCAAUCUGGGUCAUUCCGCAUUUUCUGUCCGUGAAAAGUCAAGACCUUCAAAGCUGAAGUUCUCGACUGCUAGCAAUAUCAACCACAAGGCUUCCACGUCUGCACCUGUUCCCAAGGCCAAACAAAUAUCGAUGGCACCACCACCAGUUCCGCCAUCCCGAAAACCAUUAGGGCAAGUCCCUCGGGACGUUGCCGUGAAGCAGUCCCAGGCCAGCUCCAAGCCUGGAUGUCCAAUCCCCAGUCCAAUAGCAAAAGUCACGACAGGCCCAUAUCUACAACCGCAAGCACAACCAGAGCCUAUGCCACCAAGCAGUACUCAGAAUUUUCUGGAAACCUACUUCCUGGAUGUAUUGCCGACUCCGUCUCAGGAAGAAAGGGAGCUCUGUGGCGAUGAGAACACCAAGCCAGGACUCAUGGGUCCUCCUCCAAAGCCCGUGCAUCAUAAUCUGACUGCGAUGAACCCUCGGUCGAGAUCCUUUCAGGACUAUGCGACUCCCAAAAUACCACCAACCAAUGAUCCCAGUCUCAAAAACCCAAAGCAAAAAUUUGCGCCGCCCCCGGUGCCUCGCUGGACACAUGGGCAUGGCCCACAAACUCGGGUUGGCCAGACAAACGUGAGACCUCACGUCAACACAAAUAGACCAUCGAAUUAUCUACCGUCAGUGGCCAAAGUGCAGCAGAAAGCGCAGCAGCCAGCUGUAGCAGAUCUGGAUUUUCUCUCGACUCAGGACGUCAUGCUAUCAACGCAAGAUGUGCUGGAAGUUGAGGAGUCUACUAUCAGUGUUCCCAAAAAGGUCGCCCAUACAGGAGCACCAAGAUUUCUCAGGCAACACACAACGGCGAAAGCCGAUAACAAACUGACAUCAGCGCCGUUGAAUCCGAAGUCAGCAAGUGUAUCAACAUCGCUAACCAAGAGCAAAGAAGUAUCUUCCACUAGACCCUCGGCUCUAUUUUCGCAGUCCAGGGCCAGCCAAUCACGCCGGGAUCCCAAAAUGAGCAUUGAGGACCUUUUUGAUUCACACGACCACAAAACUUCUUUGGCAAAGAACAGUCGGCCUCGCAACUCGCAAUUCAUAUCGGUGGUGCGCUCUCAAGAACCCACGGGCGCCCUAGGUGGACAGCAUGUGCCAGAUCAGCCCCAACCCCUAGAGCAAUCUGCUCUAUCACAGUCUGCCCAGCAGGAACCAUCUUCAAUCCCAUCGGCGGGGGCGGACGACAAGGCUCCCAGAGCUACCAACGGCUCUUCAGAUUCGGAGGCUCCGGACUCGCAAGGGCGGCCACGGUACUUCACAUCUAGUUGCACCAACAUUCGCAUAGGACUGGCAACUUUAGAGAGUAUGCGAACUUUUGAGGCAGAACAGCGCAAACGAGAAGAGCAGUCGAAAAAGCGAGAGGCCAGAGCCUUGCUCGCCAAAGAGAAGCAGCAGGCUGCAGAGCAAAAGUUGCGCGCCGAUACAGCGUUGCCGGCAGCGACGUCCCUUGAUCCCGAACGAACAGCGACUGGUUCACACAGAGAUAUAAAUAGAAACAUACCUGAUUCGGCAGGCGUGGUCGAACAACAAGACGAGCUUGAUGAAUUUGCCAAUGACUUAAUUUUCACCCUUAGUCAGGAAGAAAUCGAGAUCGGCGGAAGAGGGGCUCCUCUUAACAGCCAGACAUUGAGAAGCCUUCCGCCAGGACCAAAACCACUACUGUCAUCAACACAAGAGACAGAUUAUGGUGAUCUUGAUAUUGGCGAAAGUUUGGCUAUAUUGGAGGCCGAAAAUUUGUAG
This is a messenger RNA of Pyricularia grisea, 2778 nucleotides long. RefSeq lists its product as uncharacterized. The transcript has a single exon. The coding region runs from base 1 to 2778 and encodes 925 amino acids. The record is from RefSeq and is a predicted model, not a curated record. Lineage: Eukaryota; Fungi; Ascomycota; Sordariomycetes; Magnaporthales; Pyriculariaceae.